GUCAGGCAUUGGUUGAGGGCGGUCGACAAGACGAGAAAGAAUUGCAUGGUGAUGUUCAAAGGUGGGUGGAAAGAUGUGGUUGGUGUAAGGAGGAGUAGAUAAGUAGGGGUAAAUUGUUUAGUUUUGAUAGUGGAUGUUGAUGCUGUGUGAAGAUGGAAAUGGCAGUGGGCAGGCGAGAAACGGACCCUCUUUUAUAAGUAAGUGAACACAGUACAUCCCCCGCAAAGUAAAAAAAAAAACAACCACCCGGGAAUGGAUGGAUCUGGCCUGCUGAUGAUCCCUUCUUGGCGCGGCAAUUACUUGGCGAUCGAGUGGCUGCGCCUUGACGAUCCCUGCCCGAUGCCGUCCCGUCAGCCCACCAUUAUGCGGCCUUUUCCAACCUCACCGUCUUUUCCCUCUGUUGCAACAAGUUGCUGGCUGCUUCUCUUCUUGCUGUUGCUUCUACGGAGGGUCAUCGUUCAGCAACCUGGUUCAGUUUGUCAAGCGUGGGGGCUGGAAGCUGAGGCUGGGCGCAAUCGACGCCGCAGCGACGGCUCACUGCAUGCAUGCAUGUCUUACACCCCGCCACCCCAUCAUGGUCACGCUAUGUUCAUAACCCCAUUGUAUGGACAUGGGGUGCGUCUCUUGGGUGAGCCGGAUGUCAGAGCACCGAAGAGGAUUGUCACCAGAUCCACCAGAUGCGACCGAAGAAAAGCAGUCAUUGCUGCCAGAGCAGCCAUGACUGCAGCGGAGACACCGGAUGCUGAUGCACCUCCGAGACCCGUCAUCAUCAGAGACCUAGAAUGGAAGUCCUAGGUUCUAAGAAUAGACCCCGCUGCAGAGGAUAGAUAAUAAUAGGAAAACCGGUGGCAGGGCUGAUGGAGCACGAUGCAGAUCCAUCUGGAUCCGGUGAUCGGACAUGACAUCAAGGAAACGUAUCGAUGCUGCAGAGUCAUCUGUGCGACCGACUAAUUGUCCGCACCUCCACGCCUCGUUCUGGAAUAGGAGUUGCCGUUGUCGUGGAGGGUGAGGGUACGCUACGUGCCAGUAUCACUUCCAACCACAC
Molecule: messenger RNA, 1045 nt
Organism: Aspergillus saccharolyticus JOP 1030-1
Lineage: Eukaryota; Fungi; Ascomycota; Eurotiomycetes; Eurotiales; Aspergillaceae
Exons: 2
Coding region: 253-795 (180 amino acids)
Source: RefSeq, a predicted model, not a curated record